Messenger RNA from Xenopus tropicalis (tropical clawed frog), 2635 nucleotides. RefSeq names its product 5',3'-nucleotidase, mitochondrial (gene nt5m). The coding region runs from base 575 to 1258 and encodes 227 amino acids. Gene Ontology annotation, molecular function: 5'-nucleotidase activity. Lineage: Eukaryota; Metazoa; Chordata; Amphibia; Anura; Pipidae. Gene Ontology annotation, biological process: deoxyribonucleotide catabolic process. The record is from RefSeq and is a predicted model, not a curated record. The transcript is spliced from 7 exons.
UUGCUGUUGGCGCUUGAAGCUUGGAACGGGCGAGAUCUCGCGAGAACCUGUCGGGGAACAGCUGGAACGUGUGGGCGUGGCUUGCUCUGUAGUGACGUCUAAGAAGAGUGUGGCAGUGAAUGAGUUAACCUUCCAACCCCCCCCUUCUCUUCCUGAUAUUCUCCCCAGAGAGGCUGGAGCCUAGAAACACAAGCAUAUUCCCAGCAGGGUGCGUGUCUGUUUAAGAAGAGGUGGCAACUUGUCUGCAGCAGCAGCAGCGGGUGUUGGAGGAACUGCUGGCAGCGAGAGAGCAGGAGGGCGUUUGUCUGUCUCUGCAUUGCAGAAUCCUCUCUGACACUGGUGCUGAAUGAGUCCGACUGAAUUCCAGAUGAAUGGCACUCCAGCAAUGUGCCUAGUGACCUGCUUUAGUGUCACACAACCACAUAUAUGACGUGAGGCAAUCACCUGGGUCCCCUUGCUGACUAUGCACCUACCUCUAAAUGGGACCCUGCUUGUGACUUGGUCACUCGGUGAAGAGUUGCUGCUAUAGGGGCUGUAUGCUUACUUGUUACAGAGCAUAGCUAGCUCCCCUGCUAUGGCCUUCUUGCCCAGCUUGUUGCGUAGGGGCAAUAUGCUGUCUCCUAGCCUUCAGAAAUCUAGGUGCCACUCGUCCACUUCAAAUACCCGGCGUCUAAGGGUCCUGGUGGACAUGGAUGGGGUGCUGGCGGACUUUGAGGGUGGCUUCCUGAAGAAGUACAGAAUUCGCUACCCAGAUGAACCUUUCAUUGGGCUGGAGGACCGCCGAGGAUUUUGGGUCUCUGAGCAGUAUGGAAGCCUAAAUUCCGGGUUGUGUAAUAAAGCCAUUAGUAUUUGGGAAUCAAAGAAUUUCUUUUUAGAGCUGGAUCCCCUUCCUGGUGCUGUGGAGGCAAUGAAAGAAAUGGCCAACUUAGAAAACACUGACGUCUUUAUAUGUACCAGUCCCAUCAAACGUUACCAUCACUGUCCUUAUGAAAAGUAUGCGUGGGUGGAGAAGCACCUGGGGCAACGGUUCCUGGAGCAGAUUGUCCUGACCAGAGACAAAACCGUGGUGUCUGCAGACCUCCUCAUUGAUGAUCGGCCUGAUAUCAUUGGUGCUGAGCCGAAUCCCACCUGGGAGCAUAUCCUCUUCACUGCCUGUCACAACAAACACCUCAAGCUCGCUCCCCCCAGUAGGAGGCUUCCAUCUUGGAACCAUGACUGGAAGAGCAUCCUGGACAGUAAAAGAGAGCAGGCUCCAUGAAACAGGGGGGGCUGUGUGAGUCAGAACAGAGCGGCGGCCCAAUCAAAACACUCCAUUCUGCACAGUCCAUACGCACCAUUGUCUUGUAUUCUAGGGACACAAUCCCACCCACUACUGUCUUGUAUGAACAGGUGCUUUAUGCAUGGAAUUUCCCAAUUUGGACCUUUCCAUUAUGUUGAUCGACAACAUAAAUAGUGCCAACUCGGUUCUUCCAGAUUUUGUGUGGAACUUCAACAUACACCUUAAUAGCUACAAUACUGUUCCACAGUGCUUUACAGACAUUAUACACCAUUCCUGCCCCAGAGAAGCUUACAAUCUAAGGUGCUUAUCACAUUCACACACAUUAUGGUCAGUUUUAUCAGAAGCCAGUUAACCUGCCUGUAUGUUUUUGGAGUGUGGGAGGAAAGCAGAGUACCCAGAGGAACCCACAGAGGCACAGGGAGAAUGUAGCUCUCCUUGCAGAUAGUGCCCUGGCUGGAACCUAGAACUGCACCACCAUGUUGUGUUAUAACAGCCAAUUACACUUAUUUUAAAAUCAAGAACAAUCACCCUCGUGUCCCAGAACCCUUACACCAGUGAUCCCCAACCAGUGGCUCGGGGGGCAACAUGUUACUCCCCAACCCCUUGGAUGUUGCUCUCAGUGCCCCCAAACCAGGUAGUUAUUUUUGAAUUCCUGACUUGGGGGCAAGUUUUGGUUGAAUAAAAACAAGAUUUCCUACCAAAUAAAGCCCCUGUAAGCUGAUAUAGAGGCUGCCUAAUAGCCAAUCUUAGCCCUUAUUUGGCUCCUCCAUGAACUUUUAUGUUGCUUGUGUUGCUCUCCAAGUCUUUUUACAUUUGAUUGUGGCUCACGAGUAAGAAAGGUUGGGGACCCCUGCCUUACACUAUAGGGAUAUCCCAGAAUGCUUUUAACUGAUAGCCUGAAUUACCCUAAUACUAUGUGAAGUUACUUGCCAACCUUGCCCUCAACACCCAUGGGCAGAAUAAUGUUGGGUUGGAGUGAAUAUAAUUGGUAUCCAUCUUCAGUGCAGUUAGUGAUUUUCACACUGUGGCUACUUUAUCCAGAAAAUGCUCCAAGCCAGCGCUAUGCCACCCACACCGGGAUGGAGCUCCUGGUUUAGGCCGCCAUGUUGGGAAAUGCAUGGCCCAUAAGGGGCAGGGCUAGAUGAGUCCUCACACUGUUUACUGGUCAGUUAUGCCACAAACCACAUCUGGGCUCAUUUAGGUCACUGAGGAGCUGAUCCAAAGUCAUUGCAGGUCGACUGAUCCUGUGAACCAAAGGGAAAAGUUCUCAAGUUAUUUUUAAAGAUCUGCAUAUCUGUCUUCCUCACUAUCACUUUAUUUCGGAAUUCAAUGUAGCAUUAAAAUCUAUAAAUGAAA